CUCUUUCAACGCUAAUCUUAAUCGAUUCAGUUACUUUGAGACGUUAAGUGAUACUGUUGACAGCGGAACAACCAAUCAUGAACAAUCAAAUAUCUCAUUUAUGAAGAAAGGAUUAAAAGAAGGAAAAGCUAAAGCAGCUCCGUUAAGUAAAUAUCGAAGAAAGACCGCUAAUGCUCGUGAGCGUACUCGAAUGCGCGAAAUAAAUUGUGCAUUCGAACUUCUAAGACAAUGUGUUCCUGUGUCUAUAACUGGUGUAGAAACACCUAGCAAUAAUGAAAAAUUAACAAAAAUAACUACCCUUCGGCUGGCAAUGAAAUACAUCAGAAUUUUAAGUGAGAUAUUGAAUAAAUGUGAAAAAAUUGCAUUAAAUAAAAAUAAUGGAGAAAAUAGUUUGUAUACUACUUCUAUAUUAGACUACCAAGAUAUUUAUAAUGAUAUUUUAAAUGACACAGUAUUCAAACCAACGGUGACAAAACCAACUGGUGGUCGAAAAGAAUUGAAAAAACAAUGUACAUUAACGACACAAAAUAAAAUCAAAAAAUCAUCAAAGCCACGAAAAAAAUAUACGAAAAAACAAGAAAAGCAAUUUAUCAAGGUGUAUGAAAAAAACAAAGUUGUAGGAACCGAUGAUGAAUGCUUUCCGAAUUUUGGAUUAAGUCUAGAUUCAGAUGGUGAAUCACUUCAAUUGUCCGAGACUUGUGUUAAUUCAUUCCCAAAAAAUAAUCAUUGGCCUCGUCUAGACAACUUGAACAACCUUGGGCUUUUACUGGAAUCAGAUGGAGAAUCACUCGAACUGUCGGAGCCUUGCCUUAGUCCUCUAAGUCAUCUAGAUUCUAUCAAUAAUUUUAAUGAUUUAUUAAAGACUGGGUUUUCAGAGUCUUCUACUUUAGAAAUAUUUCUAACUUAA
Molecule: messenger RNA, 907 nt
Organism: Culicoides brevitarsis
Lineage: Eukaryota; Metazoa; Arthropoda; Insecta; Diptera; Ceratopogonidae
Gene: tx
Product: helix-loop-helix protein delilah
Exons: 1
Coding region: 101-907 (268 amino acids)
Biological process (GO): sensory organ development; axon development; positive regulation of transcription by RNA polymerase II
Cellular component (GO): nucleus
Molecular function (GO): protein dimerization activity; E-box binding; DNA-binding transcription factor activity, RNA polymerase II-specific
Source: RefSeq, a predicted model, not a curated record